Messenger RNA from Macroventuria anomochaeta, 1081 nucleotides. RefSeq lists its product as uncharacterized. The transcript has a single exon. NCBI's taxonomy places the organism in Eukaryota, Fungi, Ascomycota, Dothideomycetes, Pleosporales, Didymellaceae. The record is from RefSeq and is a predicted model, not a curated record. The coding region runs from base 137 to 658 and encodes 173 amino acids.
GCUAUCCGCAACGGUACGAGGUACUUCAAUAUACCCGAAGUCAUACUAAAUGAGAUCCUUGCCAAUAUAACCAUAUCGGUAUUGAGUCUCAAUCUGUGGCAUGAUGUCGCCAAUGGCACAAGCACUCGCAUCUACAAUGUCUACCACUUCCAGCGCCAUCUCAACUUUUUUUUGCCCGUACGAUCUAUGCCUCUUGUUCACCCUACCGAUCGUUGCCACGGGUUUGAUUGCUCUGCAACACAAUGGAAUCUCAGCUAUCGAUGGAGGUUUUCUCCGGAUUCCGAUGACAGCUGCGACUGGGCAAACCGUGGUCGAGACUACUGCGGGAAAGGGCUGUCUUGGCGGCUACGAGAAUAUACCAGUCGAGCUGAGGAAACUGAAGGUCCGCUUUGAAGAGCUGGUCACAUACGAGACCACGACAGAAGAUGUGAAGGCACCAGAUACAGAGUCAGCAGCCACAAGUAGGGACCAUCAUGGCACAGAGGCCAAUGAACCCGGCGAAGACAUAACCUUGAUGCGGUUAUCGCAGAGGCGUGGGACUAGCGAUGAUCAAGACCAAACGGCCAGCCAGGCUGAAGUAGCCUCUGGGAUUGAGAAGCACGAUAUGGAGAGGGCUUUGGCUCGAAGGGCAGGCUCUGGCGUAUUCAGUGAGACCUAGCCUUUGCGUAGUGGAGAUGAGCUAGGUGGCUCCUAACUUCGGUCAUUGGAAAAGAUCUGCAUGCAUCAAUCCUACACACUCAAGGCAAUAUGAUGGAGGUCUCUCGAAAGAACUAGGCCCAAAGUCCGGCGCUGAAAAGCUUGCAAAAGCUUGAGCAGAAGGGCCACAAUGAAACGAUUCGAUAGCAAACGUCAGUUGAGUUGAGGAUGACGAUACUUGCACCCCUGUUCAUCCGCGGUCGUGCCUGCAUUGACGAUGGACCCUAGCGUUCUUAGGACCGUUCCUUCCAGCUUCGCACCUGAGGGCUCUCAUCAGAGGCUCUCAUCAACACACAGAGGCUUUGAAACACCGUCAUCAACAUCACAUGACACUCGACCUCAUCGCGCAUGGCAAUUGCAACCUUCGGAGUUCGGAAUAGUAGCG